AUUAGGAGGAAGAAAGUGGGAUUAAUAAUAAUAAUAAUAAUAAUAAUAAUAAUAAUAAUAAUAAUAAUAUCAACCUUCACCACCACCGACACACACCGACAUUUUCUCUGGGUCAAUGGAACUUCCAAUUCCAUAACACUCGACAAAAUCUCAUCUCUGGACUAAACUUCACCAAAGAUUCAAUCUUUUUUCUUCAAAUUUUCCUAUUUUAUUUCUUUACAUUAAUUACACUCACAUAGUUCUCAUUAUUAUUCUUCUUAACCCAAAGAUAACAACUUUAUUUCAAUUCUUCAUCAGAACGCUGUUAAAAAUCUUAUCUUCUCUCUCUCAUGGCCUGCAAAUAUGGUACUUUGAUUAUCAUCACCAUUACCCAAUUACUCGCUUUCUUCUUUGUUCCACAAUUCGCUCAAUCCGACCCUUCGGAUUCGGAUUGUUCCCACCGUUGGAUCCAUAUACGCCGUCUACCGCCAAGAUUCAAUCUUGAUCUAUUGGCCAACUGCUCUGAAUAUCCACUUUCUGGUGACUUCUGCUCUUACUUGCCUAACCAUGGUUUGGGUCACAAGACCCACAAUCGUUCCCAGAGCUGGUACCGAACAGACCCUUCAAUGCUCGAACUCGUCUUCCAUCGCCGGAUGCUCGAGUACCCGUGUCUCACUUCAGAUCCUGCUGCCGCUGACGCCGUUUACCUCCCUUACUACGCCGGAAUUGAUGCUCUCAGAUACUUGUACGGUCCCGACGUUAACUCCAGCGCCGAACACGGACUCGACUUGUUCCAAUUCUUGCAGAAGGACGAGCCCAAAGCGUGGAAACGGAAUAUGGGUCACGACCAUUUCUUGGUUAUGGCUCGUCCGGCCUGGGAUUUCUCUCAGCCUCCCGGUAAUGACCCACCGAUUUGGGGAACGUCGUUUCUGGAACUGCCCGAGUUCUUUAAUGUCACGGCUUUAACGGUUGAGGCCCGAGCCUGGCCGUGGCAGGAUCAGGCGGUGCCUUAUCCGACGUCGUUUCAUCCUCCCACUCUGUCGUUUCUCGAGGCUUGGACUCAGCGUGUCCGCCGCGCUAAACGGAGCACUCUGGUGCUCUUCGUCGGCGGCGGUGGAGUUUCCGCCACACCCAAUAUUCGCCGGAGCAUAAGGAAUGAGUGCGAGAACUCCACCGCUCUUUGCAGCAUUGUGGAUUGCUCUAAUGGGAUUUGUGAGCACGACCCGAUUCGGUUCAUGAAGCCAAUGUUACAAGCGAGCUUUUGUCUUCAACCGCCGGGGGAUACUCCGACGCGGAGGUCCACCUUCGACAGCAUCCUAGCCGGUUGUAUACCUGUGUUCUUCGAGGAACUUUCUGCCAAGUCGCAGUACACGUGGCACUUGCCUGAGGAUGAGUACGAGGAAUUCUCUGUGACUAUUCCUAAGGAAGAAGUUGUGUUCAAAGGGUUGAGAAUACUCGACGUGUUGAGCAGUAUUCCAAGGUCUAAAGUCAAGAGCUUGAGAGAGAAAGUUAUGGAGCUUAUACCAAAGAUUAUGUAUAGAAGACAUAUGAGUUCGAUGGGUUUGAGAACCAAGAAAGAUGCUUUUGAUUUAGCCAUUGAUGGUACUCUUCGGAGGAUUAAAUCUAGACUUGAACAACAAGUUUUUGUUCAGUGACCUUAGUUUUUUUUCCUUUCUUCCUUUCUCUUUCUUUUGUUGUAAUUAUUUAUCAUAUAUAUUCUUUCCCUCUUGUAAUUGGAAGUUACGAGAGUUUAUAGCUUUGUGAUUUAAGUUUCAUGAGAGGUUUAUAAAUGUAACAUCAAUUUUGGCAGUAUCUAUGGUAUAUUAUCUUAGAUUUC
This is a messenger RNA of Cannabis sativa, 1816 nucleotides long. RefSeq names its product probable xyloglucan galactosyltransferase GT19. The transcript has a single exon. Gene Ontology annotation, molecular function: glycosyltransferase activity. The record is from RefSeq and is a predicted model, not a curated record. The coding region runs from base 330 to 1634 and encodes 434 amino acids. Lineage: Eukaryota; Viridiplantae; Streptophyta; Magnoliopsida; Rosales; Cannabaceae.